Molecule: messenger RNA, 2439 nt
Organism: Trichogramma pretiosum
Lineage: Eukaryota; Metazoa; Arthropoda; Insecta; Hymenoptera; Trichogrammatidae
Gene: deltaCOP
Product: coatomer subunit delta
Exons: 8
Coding region: 527-2077 (516 amino acids)
Biological process (GO): Golgi localization; retrograde vesicle-mediated transport, Golgi to endoplasmic reticulum; endoplasmic reticulum to Golgi vesicle-mediated transport
Cellular component (GO): cytosol; COPI vesicle coat
Source: RefSeq, a predicted model, not a curated record
UGUGUGUUUGACAAAACGUUAUUUUUCACAUUACGUUUGCAAUUUGUCAACGAAUCUAUGGUCAAACUCAAACUUUUAUCAAGUAGAGACGUAAUUAAAUCGAGAACUAGACCAAAAAAUGUAUUUCCAGUUUUACAAAACGGAUAAACGCCGAGAUCGAUAGACAGAGACUUCAGACACCUUGUCCAUAUAUCGCCGCGCAAAACAUUCGCGAGCAGAAUGCAAUCGGAGCUACGGUGAUCAGUUCUCUGUGUAUGGGUAUACAAACACGAGUGUCACGUACGUACACGUCAGCUAUACGAACGCGUUUUGAUACACUCGACAUAUCGUUGUACAUUUAGCAGCUCCAAGACAUCGCAAGCAUAAGCGUUGAUAGAAAUUUUAUUUGCGCCAUACUCUUAAUAAUGAGGAUAUGUAGGAUGCCUUACUAAAAAUUGCAAUACUGCUCCUUAUUUCUGACUUACGUUUGAUCGGUGCUGUGCGCUAUUAAAUUUGUGUGGGGAAUUUCAAAUAAACGCAUGCCAAGAUGGUUCUCAUUGCUGCUGCUGUAUGCACCAAAGGGGGUAAAACAAUCAUUUCUCGGCAGUUUGUCGAAAUGACAAAAGCUAGAAUAGAGGGAUUACUAGCAGCUUUUCCAAAACUCAUGAGUUCAGGCAAGCAGCAUACCUUUGUUGAAACUGAAUCUGUACGAUAUGUUUAUCAAAUUAUGGAAAAACUUUAUAUGUUGCUGAUAACAACUAAAGCCAGCAAUAUAUUGGAAGAUCUGGAAACGUUACGUCUCUUUGCUAGAGUUAUUCCAGAAUAUUGUAAAACAAUAGAUGAGUUGGAAGUCGCUGAUAAUGCAUUUAAUUUGAUCUUUGCUUUUGACGAAAUUGUAGCUCUUGGUUACAGAGAGAGUGUUAAUUUGGCACAAAUUAGAACAUUUGUUGAAAUGGAUUCACAUGAAGAGAGAGUUUAUCAAGCUGUUAGAUUCACGCAAGAAAAAGAAGCUAAAAAUAAAAUGAGAGAAAAAGCAAAAGAACUGCAAAGAAUACGAUUGGAAGCUAACAAAAAAGGAGGAAUGGGUAAAAAUGUAUCAUCAUUUAGUAGUGGUUAUGGCAGUGGCACUAGUUUUUCAUCAUCUUCGAAUGUUGGUGAUUCCGCCAACUAUAUUCCUGAACCUGUAAAGCCAUCAUACACACCAGUGCAAAAAACUUUGUCAUCUGGUUUGAGUGCUAUGAAAUUAGGAGGAAAAUCCCGAGACGUUGAUUCUUUUGUUGAUCAACUAAAAGAAGAAGGUGAAACAGUGAUUGCUGCUUCUGCUCAAAGCAUUAUCAAAAAUACAGUUGCUCCUAUUGAAGUAACCAGAAAUGAACCAGUUCACUUGAGACAAGAAGAAAAGUUAAAUGUUAGAGUCAGUCGUGAUGGUGGAGUACAAAACUUUGAACUUCAUGGUUUAGUUACAUUGAACAUAUCUGAUGAAAGAUGGGGUAGAAUUCGAGUGCAAUUAGAAAACGAAGACACCAGAGGCAUGCAACUUCAAACGCAUCCAAAUGUUGAUAAAGAAUUAUUCAGGACCAAAGGUCAAAUUGGCUUGAAAGUACCAACUAAACCAUUUCCAUUAAAUACAGAUGUUGGUGUUCUAAAAUGGCGUUUGCAAGCACAAGAUGAAACAGCGCUCCCGAUUUCAAUUAAUUGCUGGCCAUCGGAAAAUGGUGAGGGAGGGUGUGAUGUAAACAUAGAGUAUGAACUGGAACAGAAGGAUCUUGAAUUGAAUGAUGUUCAUAUAAACAUUCCAUUACCAAUUGGCAGCAACCCUGUCAUAAGUGAAUUUGAUGGUGCCUAUUCACAUGAAGCGAGAAAAAAUUUGUUGAUUUGGUCUUUAGAAUUAAUUGAUUCUUCUAAUAAAUCUGGAUCUCUUGAAUUUUCGGUUCAGAAUGCCAGGCCGGUAGAUUUUUUCCCCUUGCAUGUUUCUUUUUCAUCUAAAACAUCAUAUGCCAAAAUUAAGGUAAGAGAUGUAAUGCUUGUUGAAGAUGACAGCCCUGUAGCACAUUCUGUGGACACAGUGUUCUUUACUGAAAACUAUGAAGUGGUUUAAGAUAUAAGUCAAUCACCACAUUCAUAUUGUAUUUAUAGUGCUUUUUGUAACUGAGAACAGAGAGCAAAAUUUAUUAGCAUUUAAAGAUACUCAUUUUCAUUGUAAUUUGAGUUGUCUAUUAUAGGCUAAUACUGGAUUUGAUUCAAUUUUAGAUUUUCACUGUAAGAAGUCUUUUAACAUUAAUUAUGUAUAAAAAACUAAUUACUAAUCACAGAAAUAAUAAAAUACAUCUAAGCAAAAUUUUUCUUAAAUAUAGUAAUGAGUUUUUAUAAAUUGUAACAAUAAUAUAUAUGUAUAAAGAUAUAAUUUUCGCCUCAAUUCCACAAUGAAAGCAAAAUAAUAAAUGAAGAAAAAAAUUUAUU